Musa acuminata subsp. malaccensis (wild Malaysian banana) is the source of this 1674-nucleotide messenger RNA. Its product is annotated as DNA repair protein RAD51 homolog 2. Gene Ontology annotation, cellular component: replication fork; Rad51B-Rad51C-Rad51D-XRCC2 complex. The record is from RefSeq and is a predicted model, not a curated record. Gene Ontology annotation, biological process: double-strand break repair via homologous recombination. Gene Ontology annotation, molecular function: single-stranded DNA binding; double-stranded DNA binding; four-way junction DNA binding. NCBI's taxonomy places the organism in Eukaryota, Viridiplantae, Streptophyta, Magnoliopsida, Zingiberales, Musaceae.
AUGUGUAAAAACACCAUUAAAGGCGCCACUGUUUCCAGCGACGUAAAGACGAAGAGACCGCCUGCUGCGGCGACGGCGGCAGCGAUGUCGAACAAGCUCAUCAGCGAAAUGGGCCUCCCCGCCUCCAUCGCUAACGUCUUCGCCGCCCGCAACGUCUUAACCGCCAAGGAUGCUCUCUCGUUGCCGGAGUUCGAUCUCGUGGCCCUUCUGGGCUUGGAUCUCGACCAGGUCAGGUCGGCCGUCGCGCGCAUCAGCGAGAUCGCCUGCCCUCCCUGCCGAACGGUGCUUCACGGGGCGCUAUCGCUCUUGGAGGAUCGUGCGCGAUCCGCAUGCCACCUCCCCACCUGCCUUCGUGGCCUCGAUGACGCAUUGUGCGGAGGAAUUCCGUUUGGCGCUCUCACGGAGUUGGUUGGUCCAUCAGGAAUCGGCAAAACCCAGUUUUGUCUAAAGUUGGCACUGUUAGCGGCCUUGCCUACUUGCUAUGGAGGACUAAAUGGCCGCAUAAUAUAUAUGGAUACUGAAUCUAAAUUUAUUUCUAGCAGGUUGAUAGAGAUUGGCAAGAGUAGUUUUCCUCACAUAUUUCAGUCAGAAGGAAUGGCUCAAGAGAUGGCUGGUAGGAUUGUAGUUCUACGACCUUCAUCGCUAUCUGAAUUCACUGAAAGCUUGCAACAGAUAAAGCUGAUGAUUCUCCAGCAUGAUGUGAAGUUGCUCAUUGUUGACAGCAUGGCUGCAAUUCUUCUGGGGGAGAAUGAAAGAAGUACAACUGUUCAGAAGCAACACUCAUGGCGCUGGCCUCUAUCAUUUCUUAAGUCCCUUGCUGAGUUUUCACAGAUUCCUAUUGUGGUGACAAACCAAGUGCGUAGUCAGAAUAAUGAUGAAGUUUUUCAUUAUUCUUUCCAAGCUCAAAAGAAUGAUACUGGCAAAACCUCUGAAAGACUCGAAUCUCAUUUAACUGCUGCUUUGGGGAUUCAGUGGGCUCAUGCUGUGACUAUUCGUCUUAUAUUUGAGGCUCAUUCAGGUCAGAGGUUUAUUAAGGUGUCAAAGUCUCCCACAUCUCCAGCAGUAGCAUUUCCAUUUGUUGUCGAGUCAUCAGGGAUUUCAUUGUUAAGUCAUGAUGGCCUUGAAGUUAUGGGCGCAGAGAUAUGCACCAUUCAUUGUCAAGAUCAGGACACAACAUUCUUGACCAGGGGACCAAGUCAUACUCUCGUAUUCAAUGCUAGUCUCCAACAGUUUCUUGGUUAGAUAAUACCGCCAACCGGGACGUCGACCAGGUGAUUUCACUCAGUUUAGUUUGCUAUAGACUACACUGCCCGAUAGUAGACCGGAAUCAGGAGAUUAUCUUAAAAUCGGCAUGGCCUUGCUUUGCUCAAUGGCACCAAUCAGUCAACUGCUACUUUUUCAGCUGAAGGCUUGACAGUUUUCGAGGAUUGAAACUUCGCCAGCUUCAAUCUUCCUCGAUUUACUGUUGACUUAUCAUUCGUGUUUCAAAUGUGAAAUUGAUCAAACACUAUGCAUUUCGCUUCAUAAAUUCUUGCUGCCCCUCCAGGUUACCUUCUCACCUCUUAGAUUAACCAUUUUCGAUAUUGUAAUGAUGGGUGUGCUGGUUUGUUUAAUGGUGUGGACGGACAAGUUGAGAGGAUAGCAAGAAGUUCCACAUGGAGGAUUGGAUCAGUC